Haemonchus placei is the source of this 405-nucleotide messenger RNA. NCBI's taxonomy places the organism in Eukaryota, Metazoa, Nematoda, Chromadorea, Rhabditida, Trichostrongylidae. The record is from the annotation of a GenBank genome assembly.
AUGACUACGAGAUUGUCGAUUGCUGCAGUUUUACUGCUUUCCCUAAUCGCGACAGUAGUCGCCUCCGAAUCAUUCAAGGAACGGUCUUUGGUCCGUCAAAAACGACAGUUCUCUCUAGCCCUAUAUCUUUGUGGCUCAUUCCCAAAUCAAUUUACUUCGUACUUUCCAUGUGGCCCAUGCUAUAUGAACUGCGUUACUUCAACGUUCUCUUAUCAAGCAUUAUCACCACUUGUCUAUUCAUAUGGUUAUCCUUCGAUCAUGGGUGGUUACGGUGGUUUCGGUGGUGGUUUCUCGCCACUGUUUCCAGGAGCGACGCAAGCACAGCGAUGCAUCGGUCCGUGCGUGAAUGGACAGUGCCCAGAUGGGUAUGCCUGUAAUGCGAAUAAUGUCUGCUGUGCGAUAUGA